This is a messenger RNA of Cucumis sativus (cucumber), 1233 nucleotides long. RefSeq lists its product as hypothetical. The record is from RefSeq and is a predicted model, not a curated record. Bases 32 to 1069 code for a protein of 345 amino acids. The transcript is spliced from 3 exons. Lineage: Eukaryota; Viridiplantae; Streptophyta; Magnoliopsida; Cucurbitales; Cucurbitaceae.
CAACUUUUAGUUAUACUAUUUUACUCCUCAAAUGGCUCCUCUUUUGCUUCUUCAGGGUGAUGAACUAAGGAAACUUGCAAGAAUAGUUCGGAACCAAGAGGUUGAAAUAUUAGGGAAUCUCAAUUUCCCAUCCGAACAAGAACAAGCCAAAUAUUUGAGAAAUGUGGGAGAUAAUUACCAUGCAACGCUAAAGCUUUUGGAUGAUGCAGAUGGCGUCAAACAAAUGUUCAAAGACGACGAAACUAAAUCGUCAAUUGCUCAUGAAUCGUAUUCCUACGUGGAAAAAGCUGUUAACAUCUCGCUUCAAGCAGUAAGAAACUAUGCACUGCGAACAAACUAUCUAUCAAAGAUCGACGCGCACUCGAAAGACAUUUUUGAAGCAUUAAAAACCUUAGAUCCAGAGAAUGUAACCAAUGUGGCUCGUUUAGCCAAGGAGGCUAAUCAAUAUAAUGAGAGUAUGCAACAAGUCAUGCUAAACCAUCAAAGUCCAGCAUCACGCAACUUUUCCAAAUGGCUAAAAGAUAGUGGAACUAAGUUUGAAGAUCUUAUCACAAGGUACCAAAAUAAGCGUGGCUUUUCAGGGCUUUUCAAGAAUUUGGCAGAUGAAGAAAAAUUGCUGGUGUAUAACGACAUCAUUGUGGCUUCUGGGCGAGGAAGUGUGGUAGCAGACACGUUAUCAACGAUCUCUGGUGUAGCGGGCAUUUUGUUUCUCAUCCUCGCAGCUGGAGUAAUUGUAUGGGACAUCUUUACAGCUGAACAUGUUCUCCAAACAGCAACAAAAGAUGUGAUGAUGACUGUUGCAACAGUGGGUGGGGCAAUGGUUGGACAAGUUGUGGGAGCUGCUUUGCCAACUUUAGCUGGUGUUGAAGCUUCUGCUCUAUUUUUGAUGGCCACUGCAGUCAUAGGUAGCAUUGUCGGAGCUUUUGUAGUAGGUGCCUUUGUUGGUUGGUUGGUUGAUCAUAUCUUUAGCUCCGGAGGGCAUUAUUCCCACGAAACUGAUAGCCACACUUGCUAUGUCGCCCCAUUGCCUGAUGGUGAGGCCAUCGCACGUCAAAUUGUUCACCAGUAGAACUCUAUGCUUAUUGCAUGCGUCUCCACGUCAAAUAAGUUGAAAACAAUACUGCUUUCAAGUUAAUUUAUAUCAAUAAGGUUGGGUUUUAUACCCUAAACUCAUGGGUUUGUAAAAAUAAAUAAAUUUCUAAUUAUUAAUAAAAUAUUUGUUAUUUUAUUCUA